Messenger RNA from Eimeria necatrix, 2832 nucleotides. RefSeq lists its product as hypothetical. The coding region runs from base 1 to 2832 and encodes 943 amino acids. The transcript has 2 exons. The record is from RefSeq and is a predicted model, not a curated record. Lineage: Eukaryota; Apicomplexa; Conoidasida; Eucoccidiorida; Eimeriidae.
AUGAGGCCAGACGCAGCCACUUCAAUCUCCAGCCCUCUUACGGGCCUAUCCGAAAUUGGAAGGGAAACUGCAAGAGGCCAUACGAAGCGCAGGAACGACCGCGCCAGUCGCCAGGUUGCUCGCCCACUGCAAGUCUCCCGCGCCCUCAUACUCCUUAUUGUAGCAUGCUGCCAUGAUUGGCUCUGGUGUCAACGGCACCCCACGGAUCCUUCAAAAGGGACAAAGAACUCGUCUUCGGCAGUUUAUUCAUGGGCGGCAGAAGCGUCUACGGUUUUCGACGGCCGUUUCCUUGGACGGAAAAUAGCCACGGAGGCACUCCGGCAGUCCCCAGUGCCCCGCACUCCAGAGAAGCAGCCCAUGAAUGAUGAUGACUUUCUGGAGGAUGAAGAACCCAUGGAAAUAUGGGGAGAUAUCGAUGACAGGAGGAUGAUUCUCUCCGCUGCCCCGUGCCCGUGUGCGGCUGCGCUUCGUCAGGCGUUUAACGCCGCCCUCCGGAUUCUUGUUGAUCGCGGCGUGCGGAAUCAAUUGCUGCUAAAAUAUAGGUUACCUCUUUCUUUUGCUGUGGAGCUUCAAGGGGCUAGCCCCGCAUGGCCAAAGCUUAGCGACCUCUAUGAACACGACUUACUACGGGAAGUUUUAGAGCGACGCGUCCUGCGAGUGGCGACUGUCGCCGGGGGAGCUUCUCAAGACCCCGCAACAUCGUCUUUUAACAGUAGCUUCCUGCGCGAAAUCGUAGAUGAGAUCGAUUCGCACUACUCAGAAAUUGAAGGACUCUCCGAGUCCACUGGCCGAAGGGGAUCUCUGCCUAUCCAGAUUGAAUAUGUAUAUAAGGCGUCCACUGCUGUCGUACUACAGGCGCUGGAUGCCGGGCAAGCCCACAUGACAGAUAUCAACAUGGUCCUAAGUCACAACCCCUUCAACGGGAUCACAAUGACAUCAAGAUACAGCCGGUCAGAUCAGGUAAUGACACAGUCCACAAUUGUCAUUGUCAAGAGCGACACAAACAUCGCUAGUUUGCGGGCUCUUCGAGACUCAAUUUUCCUGUCUUAUGAUCAAGAGGGUCGCACAGUGGUAGUAGACAGUACGUGGAACCACCAGAGCUUAGCUCGCGUACUCCCCCCUUUUACUAUCUAUGAACUACUGUCGGACGGCGCACCGGGAUCACAUUUGAUCGAUGUACUCAUGGAUGAGGAGGCACUGGCAGCAACAGCGCAAGUACCAUUGCCGUGGAUCCACUAUGGCCUACGCCAAUUCGUUGCAGGAGCAACGUACGCCACAGGGGCGCUAUUCCUUAUGGACAAACAUGGUAGCAAGUGCCCCACUGCAGCAAGCGGAAAGAGGAACCCCGUACGCCCAGCUGCACCGGAUAAGCCUGGGGAAGACCCAGCGCUGUCCUCAUUAAGGAGAGAACUUACAAAGAAAAGUCUUGGUUUCCAGAGGUCUCAGCAGUUUUACGUGGGUAGUCGGAAAUCUUCAUGGGAGGGUGUUUAUGGAGCCGAUACGCCUGGAGGCCCCACAGAUGGCGAAGACUCCUACCCUGCCACUCCAGGGCCUUGGAGCACGGAGCCAUCGACGCCAGUGGGGGAAAUGGAGCUGUUCGACAGCCUACGCGGAGAUGCCGGGGAGCCUCUGGCAUCUGGCCGGCGAUACUUGCGCACCCGUGCACUGCACGAUUCGUAUAACGCUGCUCUCGUGCAGCUUGUGCAUAACUCUGUGCUAGAUAAUCUUAUUGAGGAUCUUCAAGAGAUAAACAUUGUUCCUUUCUUUGACUGUGGCGGGACUGUGCCUGGAUCCGUAGCCCGGAGCUUUCCUCCUGCCCACCGAAUUCCACCAGAUGAUGCCCUUAUGGACAUCUUACGUACCGGCGUGGUGCUCGUGGGAAUGCCCAUGGGAAGCAAAGAAUCGAUUUCAAGCCCUGAAGUGCUUUAUGCCCAGCGCGCGAUGACGGAGGUGGUGGCGGCGAUAGGUGCAGAGUAUCGUGUGACCCUGCAAACGCGAUUCAUUCGGUUUCCCAGUGCCCAGCACGUGCUGAGGGCGCUCCACAAGGGGCUGAUUCACUUGGCGGAUGCUCGAAUUUUGUUUGAGUAUAUCUCCCCUCACGCUCGUCUCGGGUUUAGGGUGAGACCUACGUGUGCGUUGGGUGCUUCACGAUUGUGGAUGAUGACUCAAAACAAAGAUGGCAUGACAUCUCUGGAGGGACUUCAUCAGACCUUAGAGAAGAUCCCCGAUGUCAAUGAUCGUCGCAUCGGUGUCCUUGAUCAGUAUUUACAGAGCACAGUUGCUAGCGUCUUGCCACCGGGGGUUUUAGUGGUAGAACUAGCAGUGGAAGAAGCAGCAGAAGCGCUGUUGUCUCGCUCUGUCGUGGCUGUUUUUGGAAUGGCAACCCAACAGCGGCGGCUGUUGCGUUCUCUCUUGAAUGUUGAGAGGAGGCCAACAGACCAGGAUAAUCAUGCGUGGGAAAAAAUGCCUCAAGUCGCAACGUUUGAUUCGAGGAACGAAUUGCGCUGGGGCUCCCCUAUUCAUACUCCGGGAUCCGGGUCUUUCCCUGAUGCUUUCCCUGAUCGUAGUCGACUCCCGUCUGAUCGAUUUACCCCAGGAGGCCCAGACUGGACUCCGGAGGACGGACCGGGCUUCCCGUGGCAUGUUGCCGCACCACUGCAAUACACAAAAGACAUCUAUCAAGAGCUCAUGAAGGCAGAGGGCCUUCCAUUAGAAACAAAUGAAGCUCCCCAGCAGAACACGCCAUCAUGGAUUGAUAUUGACACAGGAGUCACCGCUGUCAUGCAUUCCUUUCUCGCUGCAUCUCUGCGUUCACCGCGCACGAGCGGAUAA